GCAACCCCUCCCUGCUAUUUCCCCAAGCUCCUCUUUGCUCAGGAGUCUCUUCACCGCGCCAUCUUCGGCAUUCCUAUUACGCGCAACUCGCCCUAGGAGCCCGCCGAGCCUCGACUUCCAGCCAUGUCGUUCGGAGGCCAGACCCCUACCAUUGUCGUGCUGAGGGAAGGUACGGACCAGUCCCAAGGUCGCGGCCAGAUAAUAUCCAACAUCAACGCCUGCAUUGCCGUGCAGUCGACCAUCAAGAGCACUCUGGGACCGUAUGGCGGGGACCUGCUGCUGGUGGACGAGAAUGGCAGGCAGACUAUCACCAACGACGGCGCAACCGUCAUGAAGCUCCUCGACAUCGUACAUCCCGCGGCGCGCAUCCUGACGGACAUUGCGCGGUCACAAGAUGCUGAGGUCGGAGACGGCACCACGUCGGUCGUCGUGCUUGCCGGCGAGGUUCUGAAGGAGAUCAGGGAGCACGUCGAGCAGGGAGUCAGCAGCCAGACCAUCAUCAAGGGCCUGCGGAGAGCGUCGGCCAUGGCCGUCAACAAGAUUAAGGAGAUUGCGGUCAACACGUCCGAGGGCAACCAGAGGGAGACGCUGCAGAAGCUGGCCGCCACGGCCAUGAACAGCAAGCUCAUCAGCAGGAAUUCCGACUUCUUCACCAAGAUGGUCGUCGACGCUGUCCUGUCUCUCGACCAGGACGACCUCAACGAGAAGCUCAUUGGUGUGAAGAAGAUCACCGGUGGUGCUCUGCAGGACUCGCUCUUCGUCAACGGUGUCGCCUUCAAGAAGACCUUCUCCUACGCCGGUUUCGAGCAGCAGCCCAAGUCGUUCCAGAACCCCAAGGUUGUCUGCUUAAACGUUGAGCUGGAGCUCAAGAGCGAGAAGGACAAUGCCGAGGUCAGGGUGGAGCAGGUGUCCGAGUACCAGGCCAUUGUGGAUGCCGAGUGGCAGAUCAUCUUCAACAAGAUGGAGGCGCUGUACAAGACGGGCGCCAAGGUCGUGCUGAGCAAGCUGCCCAUUGGUGACCUGGCAACUCAGUACUUUGCCGACCGCGACAUCUUCUGUGCUGGUCGCGUGUCGUCGGAUGACAUGGAGCGCGUCGUGCAAGCCACGGGUGCCGCAGUCCAGUCGACCUGCUCGGACAUCCAGGAGCAGCACCUGGGCACUUGCGAGCGCUUCGAGGAGAGGCAAAUUGGUGGCGAGCGCUUCAACUUCUUCGAGGGCUGCCCGGCGGCCAAGACUUGCACGCUGGUGCUGCGUGGUGGUGCGGAGCAGUUCAUCGCCGAGGUUGAGCGGUCGCUGCACGACGCCAUCAUGAUUGUCAAGCGCGCCAUCAAGAACCAGUCGAUCGUGGCGGGCGGUGGCGCCUGCGAGAUGGAGGUGUCGGCAUACCUGCACGCAUUCGCGGACAAGAACGUGCCGCACAAGCAGCAGAGCAUCAUCAAGGCGCUGGCGAAGGCGCUGGAAGUGAUUCCGCGCCAGCUGUGCGACAACGCGGGCUUCGACGCGACGGACAUUCUGAACCGGCUGCGGGUCGAGCACCGCAAGGGCAACACGUGGGCGGGCGUCGACUUCACGAACGAGGGCAUCGCCGACAACCUGGAGCGCUUCGUGUGGGAGCCCAGCCUGGUCAAGGUCAACGCGAUCCAGGCGGCCGUCGAGGCGGCGUGCCUGAUUCUCUCGGUCGACGAGACGAUCAAGAACCAGGAGAGCCAGCAGCCCCAGGCGCCUCAGCGCGGCUUGCCGCCCGGCGCGGCGCAGCGCGCGCUCAGGGGCCGCGGCCGUGGCAUGCCUAGGCGGUAGAUUCUCGACGACGACUGAUGAUGACGGUGGCGGCUGUGGCGCGGUGGCGGAGGCGUGAGAGAAGGGGGCGCGGAGAUCGUGUUGUUGUUGCUGCUGCUGCCAUCAUUCAUCAUCUACAAUGUCUUUGUAAUGGUGCAUAGUAGAAAGAAGAACAGGGAAAUACAAAAAAGCUACAUGUGCAAUGCAUGCAAUGAUG
Aplosporella prunicola CBS 121167 is the source of this 1993-nucleotide messenger RNA. RefSeq lists its product as uncharacterized. Gene Ontology annotation, biological process: protein folding. Gene Ontology annotation, cellular component: chaperonin-containing T-complex. The record is from RefSeq and is a predicted model, not a curated record. The transcript has 4 exons. NCBI's taxonomy places the organism in Eukaryota, Fungi, Ascomycota, Dothideomycetes, Botryosphaeriales, Aplosporellaceae. Bases 124 to 1797 code for a protein of 557 amino acids. Gene Ontology annotation, molecular function: ATP binding; ATP-dependent protein folding chaperone; ATP hydrolysis activity.